This is a messenger RNA of Sorex fumeus (smoky shrew), 6355 nucleotides long. It is a transcript of the gene WIZ, whose product is annotated as WIZ zinc finger. Gene Ontology annotation, molecular function: DNA-binding transcription factor activity, RNA polymerase II-specific; RNA polymerase II cis-regulatory region sequence-specific DNA binding. Lineage: Eukaryota; Metazoa; Chordata; Mammalia; Eulipotyphla; Soricidae. The coding region runs from base 215 to 5575 and encodes 1786 amino acids. Gene Ontology annotation, cellular component: nucleus. The transcript has 13 exons. The record is from RefSeq and is a predicted model, not a curated record. Gene Ontology annotation, biological process: regulation of transcription by RNA polymerase II.
AUUUAAAGGGACAAUGUCCCCCGAGCGGUGGAGGCGGCGGCGGCUGUGGAGGCCGCAGCACCGGCACCGGGAGCAGCAGCGGUGGUAGCAGCAGCGACGGCCGCACCGAGGAGGGGAGCCCGGAGCCCCGGCGCCCGACCGGUGGGGCCGCCUCCCUGCUCCACAAUGUGUCACUGAGCCGCCCAGCUGCUGAGGGGAGCAGGGCUGAGCCCUCAUGGAUGGCCCCCUGGCAGGAGGCCUGGUGGCCCCCGACCACCCCUGUGGCCCCAGCCGACUGCCUGGCCCAGCGCCCAGGGAAGACAUGGACGGUGGAAUUGAGGAGGCCGAGGGUGACAGCAGCAUCUUCCAAACCACGCAGUACCUGCCUCUCUCCAAGGAGGGACCCCGGGACAUCCUGGACGGCCAAGGUAGCCUUUCUGACGGGCAACCCCAUCCCAGCCUCUGCGAAGCCCUCCCCCGCGCCAGCUCCGCCAGCCUUCGGACGCGCCCCUGCCUCGACUUGCGGCCGGGCUCCCCACUGCGCCGUCUCUGGGGCCGCUUCCCUGGCCCCCCUGAUGGCCAGGGGCCCUGGGAGAACACCGUGCACCCUGAGGUCGGGGAGGGCCGCCCGCUGGAGCACAGGGUGGAGGACUUGGUCAUCGUGAGACCUGGGAAAGAGCUGGAGGGGGGCGCGCUGAGGCUCUCGCACAUCCAGAGCAAUCUUACACCCGUGCACAAGGGGUUUCGGGGUCGGCCCCAGCUCCAUUGGCACCCUGACAGAGAGGGGCCCUUGCACCCUGACCUGCUGCCCCCUCCCCUUUGCCCCUCCCUGCCAUCCCCAUCCUUCCAGCCAGUAUUGCUGCCACCAGCCGUUAACAAUGAUGCCCAGACACUGGCCAUGACCAUGGUGGAGGCCCCCCAGAACCUGGAGGGCCUCGAGGGACAGGCUGAAUGGGGCUUGUCCAGGGCAGCCUCAGAGGUGGCCACACAGACCUGGACUGUGAACGCAGAGGCAUCUGUGGAGCGACUGCCACCUAGGCACCCAGAACCCUACCUCUGUGGGCUCCUGGAGGAGGUGGCUGAGGGAGCAGCUGACCUGGAGGAGGAGGAUGAUGACGAUGACGACGACGAGGAUGAGGACAAGGAGCCAGCUGUGUUCCCCUGCCUCGAGUGCAGCAUCUACUUCCCACAUAAGGCACAUCUGCUGGAGCACAUGAGCCAGCACCGCCGGGCCCCGGGCCAGGAGCCACCAGCCCACCUGACACCCCUGUCCUGCGGUGAGUGCGGCUGGGCCUUCGCCGACCCACAGACACUGCAGCAGCACCGGCGGCUCCACCAGGCCUCCCGUGAGAAGAUCCUUGAAGAGAUCCAGAAGCUGAAGCAGGUGCCGGCCGGUGAGGGCUGGGGGACCGGGCUGCCGGGCCCUCACUGCGCCUUGGAUGACCGCCCGGGAGAGCCCUUGGCGGCCACUGCCGUGCUGGCCUGCCCACCCCCGGGAGCCUCGUCGUCAUCGUCGUCGGGCCUGCAGGCCUGCUGGUACUGUGGCUUCCUGGCAUCCAGUGAGACUUUGCUCAGGGAACACGUGAGGCUGGCCCACGCGGCACCCCCCUGGGAUGGGCCCAGCCAGGAGGUCCAUGACUGCAUCCCCCCCGCUGUGGACUACUUUGGCCAAGUGAAGCCGUUCCUGGGCCCUGACUGGCAGGAAGGUCCUGCUGGACACAGCCCGAGCAUGGAGCUGGGCCGGGGCUGCCCGCCACUGGGCUGGACGGGUCCUCAGCUCCCACGGCUGACCCGGGCCUCUGCCUCCUGCUCUGUCCAGCUCCAGCAGGACGUGCCCCCUGACCCACUGGGGGCCGGGAGUUACCCUUGGAGUGACGAGGAGGAGGAGGGCAUCCCGCUGACCCCAGAAGUGGAUGCUCCACCUGGAGCUGGCCUGUGGCUCUCCCCCUCCACCCCUGGCCGCAUCCCGCCACGAGCACUGGAGCUGAGGCGAACUUUCUGGGAGGCCCUGAGGGCCGCCGAGGCCUCAACCCUGCAGCAGAGGCAACUGCGCUGGACGGUGCCUGUGGUACUGCUGCCCAGGGUAGGGCCAGAGGUGCUGGCCACCACCAUGGCUGCGAGGCAGGGCGCCCCCGAAGCACUGAGGCUGACAGGCGCCCACCCCCUGGAUUUGCUGCUGCUGGACACGCCACUGGGGUUGGACGCGCUCCUGGGCGGGGACCCCAUGGCAGCACUGCGGCCCGAGGAGCGCAGGUGCCCCUACUGUCCCGACCGCUUCCACAAUGGCAUUGGCCUGGCCAACCAUGUCCGCGGCCAUCUCAACCGCGUGGGCGUCAGUUACAAUGUUCGUCACUUCAUCUCAGCUGAGGAGGUGAAGGCCAUCGAGCGCAGCUGCUCCUUUCAGAAGAAGAAGAAGAAAGUGGCCAACUUUGACCCAGGCACUUUCAGCCUCAUGCGCUGUGACUUCUGCGGAGCAGGCUUCGACACGCGGGCCGGCCUUUCCAGCCACGCCCGUGCCCACCUGAGGGACUUCGGCAUCACCAACUGGGAACUCACCGUGUCGCCCAUCAGCGUCUUGCAGGAGCUGCUGGCCACGGCUGCCACUCCACGGCCCCCUGGCACCCUCCUGCCCGCCCGCCGGGCCCGCAUGCCUCUGCCCUUGCCCUGCCCCAGCGGCUGGGCUGAGGACCUAGGCCCCACCUACAGCGACGGCCUGGGUCCCGAGGAAGGCGAGGUGGUGGCCGUGGACCUGGGCGUGGCCGCACUGCCCAGGAAGAGCCUGACUGUGCCAGGGCCCCUGGAGCAGGUGGCCAGCCGGCUGAGCAGCAGAGCCGCUGCAGAGGGCCCGCACACUAGCCGGCCCGAACUGCCGGACCUCAAGGCCCACAGCCUGACCACCUGCGAGGUGUGCGGUGCCUGCUUUGAGACACGCAAGGGCCUGUCGAGCCAUGCGCGCUCACACCUGCGGCAGCUGGGGGUGGCCGAGUCCGAGAGCAGCGGCGCCCCCAUCGACCUGCUCUACGAGCUGGUGAGGCAGAAGGGGCUGCCCGACGCCCACCUUGGGCUGCCCCCCAGCUUGGCCAAGAAGUCCGGCUCGCCCAAGGAGAUGGUGGCCGGGGCCCCGCGGCCCGGCCUGCUCACCCUGGCCAAGCCCCUGGACGCCCCUGCCAUCAACAAGGCCAUCAAGUCGCCGCCUGGCUUCUCCGCCAAGGGCAUGGUCCACCCGCCCAGCUCCCCGCUCCUCAAGAAGGCACCACUGGCCCUGGCGGGCUCCCCCAACCCCAGGAAUCCUGAGGACAAGAGCCCCCAGCUGUCCCUGAGCCCCCGGCCGGGCUCUCCCAAGGCACCGUGGCCCCAGUCUGAGGACGAGGGGCCCCUGAACCUCACUGUAGACAGUGCCAGGGACCGAGGGCUGAACUGCCCGCUGUGUGGUGCCUGGUUUGAGACCCGCAGGGGCCUGUCCAGCCAUGCCCGCGCCCACCUGCGCCACCUGGGUGCCAGCGACCCGGACGCCAAGCGAUCCCCCAUACUCCUGCUGCACGGGCUCGUCAGGAGGGCCGGCUCCCCAUCCCCACUGGGCUGCCCCCUGACCUGCACGGCCUCCUUGCUCCCAGUCCCCACCCUGGCCCAGAAGGCUGAGCAGACGGGCGUGGGCGUGGCCAGCCCCCCGGGGAAGCAGCGUCUCUUGGCCGCCACCACUGCCGCUGGCAUUUGCUGGGCCUCUGAUGUGGAGCGGCUCCCUCUCGCCCUCUCCUCAGGACCCGAACCGGCGCGUGACAUCCGCUGUGAGUUCUGCGGUGAGUUCUUCGAGAACCGCAAGGGCCUGUCAAGUCACGCGCGUUCACACCUGCGGCAGAUGGGUGUCACCGAGUGGUACGUCAACGGCUCACCUAUUGACACUCUGCGGGAGAUCCUCAAGAGACGGACCCAGUCCCGGCCUGGUGGUGCCCACCCGCCUGGCCACAGCCCCAAAGCCUUGGCCAAGAUGGCUGGCAGCGGUAGUCCCGGCGGUGUGCUGGAGGCCCGCAGCCCCGCAGACCUGCACCUCUCACCCCUGGCCAAGAAGUUGCCGCCGCCACCAGGCAGCCCCCUGGGCCACUCCCCCACGGCCUCACCUCCUCCCACUGCCCGGAAGAUGUUCCCUGGCCUGGCGGCUCCCUCCCUCAGCAGGAAACUGAAGCCAGAGCAGAUGCGGGUGGAGAUCAAGCGGGAGGCACUUCUGCACGGGGAGCCGCAUCCCCCCGACAGCCCCUGGGCGGCCCCUCGCGAAGACCUGAGUCCCCUGAACCUGUCAUCCCGGGCAGAGCCUGUGCGCGACAUCCGCUGUGAGUUCUGUGGUGAAUUCUUCGAGAACCGCAAGGGCCUGUCCAGCCACGCACGCUCGCACCUGCGACAGAUGGGUGUCACCGAGUGGUCUGUCAACGGCUCGCCCAUCGACACCCUGCGGGAGAUCCUCAAAAAGAAGACCAAGCCGUGCCUCAUCAAGAAGGAGCCACCGGCCGGGGACCUUGCCCCUGCGCUGGUCGAGGAUGGGCCUCACCUGGUGGCCCCUGGGCCCAUGCAGAGUGCCCUGCCGCUGGUGCCCAUGGCAGGCCGGCCAGGCAAACCGGGAGCUGGGCUGGGCCACAUCCCCCGCGAGCUCAUCCUGGCGCCCCUCAGCGGUACCAAGGCUGCAACUGUCGGCUACCUAGGCUCCAUGGCAGCCAAGCGGCCCCUGCAGGAGGACCGCCUCCUGCCCCCGGAGGUGAAGGCCAAGACUUACAUCCAGACCGAGCUGCCCUUCAAGGCCAAGGCGCUGCAUGACAAGGCCUCCCACUCGUCCACCGAGGCCUGCUGUGAGCUGUGUGGCCUCUACUUUGAGAACCGCAAGGCACUGGCCAGCCACGCGCGGGCGCACCUGAGGCAGUUUGGGGUGACCGAGUGGUGUGUGAAUGGCUCCCCCAUCGAGACGCUGAGCGAGUGGAUCAAGCACCGGCCCCAAAAGGUGGGCGCCUAUCGCAGCUACAUUCAGGGCGGCCGUCCCUUCACCAAGAAGUUCCGCAGUGCUGGCCACAGCCGUGAGGGUGACAAGCGGCCGCCUCUGGGGCUGGCCCCCGGUGGCCUGGCUUUGGUGGGACGCAGCGCCUGUGGCGAGCCAGGGCUCGAUUUGGGCCGUGCGGCCGAUGGCAGCGAGCGGCCUCUGGCCUCCAGCCCUCCAGGCACUGUGAAGGCCGAGGAGCACCAGCGGCAAAACAUCAACAAGUUUGAGCGCCGGCAAGCCCGUCCUGCAGACGCCUCUGGGGCCCGGGGCAGUGAGGAUGCUGGCAGUCUGCAGCAGAAGCUAGAGGAGGUCCGGCAGCCCCCUCCCCGGGUCCGGCCGGUCCCCUCCCUGGUGCCACGACCGCCUCAGACAUCACUUGUCAAGUUUGUGGGCAACAUCUAUACUCUCAAGUGCAGGUUCUGCGAGGCACAGUUCCAGGGGCCACUGUCCAUCCAGGAGGAGUGGGUGCGGCACUUGCAGCGGCACAUCCUGGACAUGAGCUUCUCCAAAGUGGACGCCCCUCCCGAAGAGCCCCCCGCUCCGCAGGCACAGACAGCCGUGACUGAGGCGCCCUGACACGCGCAUUCCACACCCUCCUCCACCCUCUCUUCCCUCUUUCUUUUCCGUUUCCAAAGGAGCAAGCCAGAACCUCAAACCGGUCCCCAGGGGGGCCGGGCACACUACAGCUGGGGCAUCCGCCCCCAGCACAGGACUUGGGGCUUGGGGGGAGGGUUCCCUGGCCCGUGGGGGCAGCCAGGUGGGGCUGCGCUUGCCUUUUAUGGCCAUUCCCAGAGACCCCAAAGACCCCCUGUCCUGGCUCCCUCCUGUCCCCGUGGACCUACUCACUCGCGACACGUGCACGCACGCACCUCGUGAGACCUGGGAUCUGCCGAGCCCCCCAGUUCCCGAGUCGAGCGACCAAGUCCCGCCACGGUGCUUGCUCAGGGGAGGCCGGGAACCCCUACUGAGCCAUGAUGCCACGGAAACCCUUGCUGGCCACGCCUCCCCUCAGGGGCUUCCCCAGCAGGAAGAGCUCAGAGCUGAUAGCUGCCCCCUGCCAGGUCAAGUGCCCCAGCCUGCGGGCUCGGGCGGGAGGGGUUGCGGUGGGCUCCCCCAUGCCCGCCCUCCCCACUUUUCUCUGUUGCUUUCUUUCUAUGUAUAGCUCCUUAGACCAUCACUUUUUUAAAAACGCGUUUUGUGUAGAGAAUAAGGAACGUUGAUCUUUUUAUUUUGCAACCCUGGGCCAGUUAGACACCGGGAGAUGAUGGAACUUUUAACUUUUUUCAGUGGCCACAUUUUGGUUAUCUAUGUACUAGAAGUAUGUAAAUUAGAUUAAAUUUCUCUUCUGGAAACUCC